This is a messenger RNA of Xenia sp. Carnegie-2017, 2529 nucleotides long. RefSeq names its product beta-1,4-galactosyltransferase 5-like. Lineage: Eukaryota; Metazoa; Cnidaria; Anthozoa; Malacalcyonacea; Xeniidae. The coding region runs from base 81 to 1259 and encodes 392 amino acids. The record is from RefSeq and is a predicted model, not a curated record. The transcript is spliced from 8 exons. Gene Ontology annotation, biological process: carbohydrate metabolic process. Gene Ontology annotation, molecular function: glycosyltransferase activity.
CAAUGCUCAUUCAUAUGCAAUAAACUUUCAAUAUUAAAAUUUAUUCACGUUGAACAGGAAAUUGUCGUAAAAACUUACAAAUGAAACGAAACUUUCACGAAUUUACCAGCAUGAUCAUGUCUAGAAGACGUGUUUUAUUAGUGUGGAUCAUUCUGUGCAUCGCCGUCGUCUCUGUUCUUGUUUAUUUACCUUAUUACUUUAAAAUGAAAGAUAACGAAUUCCCAUCCGUAUGGCCUUCUGUAACUUUAAAUCGUCACCGGAUUGUACCAAUAAGUCCUACAACUGCUAAUCCAUCAAUUCAUUUGAUCCUUACAAAAAUCCCUCGGUUACCCACAACAUCCUUAACCACUAAAAAGCCAACAUCACCAACACCAACCAAACCAAAGUUUUGUAAACCAGACAUGCUAGUUGGAGCUGUGUAUUGCAAUAAGACCGUGCCAACUAUGGAUGAAGUAAUAAAACAGUUGUCUGUUAGGAACGGAGGACUUGUGAAGAAAGGUGGAACAUUCACUCCAGAUUGCAUUACAAAAAACAAGCUGGCUAUAAUCAUACCAUAUCGAAAUCGCUCAGAGCACUUGAGAUUAUUCCUGCGGCAUAUGCAUCCCAUCAUGCAACGGCAGAUGCACAACUACAGAAUGAUUGUUGUUGAACAGGCUGGGAAUUACAGUUUCAAUCGAGCUCAGUUGAUCAACAUUGGAUUCUUGGAGGCUUUGAAAAUCUCAAAAUUUGAAUGCUUUGUUUUUCACGAUGUUGAUCACAUCUUGGAAAAUGACAAAAAUGACUAUGGCUGUCCAGAGAGCCCUAAACUAUUAGGUGUUUCUGUUGAUCACUUUCAUAGAAGAUGGCCUUAUGAAAGGUAUUUUGGUGGAGUUGGUGCAUUCAGUAAAGAACAGUUUGAAAAGAUGAAUGGUUAUUCCAAUCUUUAUUGGGGAUGGGGUGGUGAGGAUGAUGAUGCAUAUAAAAGAAUCAUCGCAUCCGGUUAUCAUCUAUCAAGACCACCGGCAAAUAUCGGUCGCUAUAUGAUGUUGAAACAGCAUCAUACGAGGGACAAACCAGGAGCGAACAGGUACAUGCUGUUAAACACUGCCAAAAAGCGAAUGUAUGAAGACGGACUGAAUUCCGUGAAAUACGACGUUCUAAAGAUCAAGGAGUUUCCCUUGUACACGCAUAUUUUGGCAAAACUACGCGAAGAAUUGGACGUGACGUUCGAGAACAUUACAUCAUCAACUAAGACGUCCUCAUCUUCAGCGACGCUAUAACCCCACCAGUGCAAGUCACGUAUAGUCAUGUGAGUUAGCAAGUGCUUGCAUAUCGGUCGCGUGGUGAUGACACACUUCUCUCCCACCAGAGAAAAGGAAUGAUCGCGUGUACACGUCGAUCCUACGGUUUAUGAAUAGAGUUGUAAAGGUUAUAAUUGAAAUUUUAUUUAAUGACAUUAAUGUUUCGCAAUAACCAUGGCCCGCCUGAAGUUUGUGCGCUUUUAUGAAGGAAAGAAUACUGUUUAGCUCUUAGCGCAUGCCUAAUAACAGUAUAACCCACGCUAUACUGAACCACAAGCCAUUAAUUUGUUCUUACAAAAACCAAAAAAUGCCUAUUAUAUGCAUCAACUCUGGUUUUCCUUCAACCCGCGUAUAAAUCUUUCGCCUUUUUCUAAAGAUUUCCGUGGAGGAGAAUAACAGAAUGAGUCUAUAGACUAAUUUUCUCCACCCUGCCUAACGGCGGGGUCUUCAUCUUCAAAUACACACAAACACAACAUUUACUCAGUAGAAAAGUUUGAAUUCAAGCUACAACACAGCUAAAAUGAAGUAAUUUCUACUUGUCAUGGUAAGCAUGAAAAAUGCUUUUGGUUGAAAGAUAAUGCAACCCAUUAAACAUUGCUUUGACUUAUUCUAUAUAGAAAAGCUCUAUAGUUAUCGCGGGCAGCCGAAGCACCGCGAUUUAAUGUCCGUUCAUUGAGGUUCGAUGGAAAUAUUUCCAAUUUCCAACUGUAUGUCGCAGUUAUUGUUUUUAAAAGUCGUUGAUUUUUGUCAUGCUCAAUGAAAAAUACGUCAAGAGUGCCCGUUGUGAGAUGUCCGCUUGACGAGAAUAAUUUUCUAUACCGCACACUGUUUCACUUUUUACGCAUGCUCAUAAAGCCCAAACCCACGCUUUUCAUAAACCGUAAUUCAAUGAGCUUAAUUCUUAUUAUAAAGAAUGUAGGAACGUUGUAAAUAUUUAACAAACUCUGGUUUUCCUUCAAUCCGCGUAUAAAUCUUUCGCCUUUUACUAAAGAUUUCCGUGGAGGAGAACAACAGAAUGAGUCUAUAGACUAAUUUUUCUUCACCCUGCCUAAUGGCGGGGUCUUCCUUUCAUAAAAUAUAUAAUUAAAAUAGCAUCUUUACCAAGACGACAAAUGUGUGAACGUUUGAGCUGAAUACAACUGGAAGGAUACAAGGCACAACCAAAAGAAAGUUUAUUAUCAGUAAAGUCAAUGUAUGUGGAUGUAUAAUUUACCGCAAUGAACGUAACUCAGGCAUAUGUAAACCUAAA